Messenger RNA from Pelodiscus sinensis (Chinese soft-shelled turtle), 2210 nucleotides. Lineage: Eukaryota; Metazoa; Chordata; Testudines; Trionychidae. The record is from RefSeq and is a predicted model, not a curated record.
AUGAUGUUGGAGUUCUACAUCAACAUCUGCCUUGGAGGAGCGAGAACUUGCAAGGCAGAGAACAUGAACGACCUUCUCCAGUGCCUCUCCGUUGAUUAUGAUUUCAAGGACAGCCGGGAGCUUCCCAGCAAUGAGGUUGAAAAUGACAGCCAGAAAGACCGUGAACAUGCUUGGGGUGAUGAUACAGCCCUGUUUGACUGCUGUUUGCACUUCGAAAGGACCCAGAAGCACGCCUACAACACGGCCAAGUACCCCAACGGGGAGUGGGGCCUGGGCAGCCACAACGCCUGCCGCAACCCGGACGGGGACGUGCAGCCCUGGUGUUACGUCCUGGAGACGGAAGAGGGGAUCUACUGGAAUGCCUGGCUACGUUGGCUGCUUCUUAGACUCAGGAAACCCCCCGACUCUGAGCUGCAGGCGGGGGGCCCCCCCCCAGUCCGCUCCUGCCGGAAGAGAGGCUACAAGUUCGCUGGCGUGGAGGCCGGGUGCGCCUGCUUCUGCGGCAGUGAGGGGGACCUGCGGUGGGCCCAGCCCGUGGGGACUGUGGAGUGUGACCAGGUCUGCUUCGGCAAAGCCAGCGAGCUGUGCGGGGGGGAUGGCCGCAUCGGGGUCUAUGACGUCUCUGUGGGGGCCUGCCAGGGGAACUUCAGUGCCCCCUCAGGGGUCAUCUACUCCCCAGACUUCCCAGACGACUAUGGCCCCGACAGCAAUUGUUCCUGGGUCCUGCGCCCCCCGGGCUCCAGCGCAAUAGAGCUCCGCUUCCAGAUCUUCGAGAUCCGGGACCCCAAUGAUCAGCUGGAGCUGUGGGAUGGGCACAGCCGCCGUCUCCUGGAGCAGUUUGACGGGCAUCACCGCCCCGGCCCUGCCCUCCUCCUCCCCACUGACACCCUCCUCCUCAGCUUUCGCUCCGACCAGCUCCUGUCUGCCCAGGGCUUCGCAGUGGCCUACCGGGGGGUGAAGGACCCCGUGUUAGAGACCUCGGAGGGUGAUUCCCAGACGUUGCCCAGUGCCCUGAUGCAUCCAACCUCCACAGACCAGUUCAACGCCAGCUGGACCCACAGCACGGAAGACCUAACCAUCGGGGCUGGAGGCUGGAUUAUGUACACAGCUUCAGGGGCUUUUCUCCUCAUGCUCCUCAUCUUCUCAUACCACCUGCGGAAAAGGACCUGCCUUUUUGUGCAGAAGAAAAGUGGGGGACUGCCCGGUUCCUUCUCCACCCUGGGACCCCGAUGCCGAUGCCAGUGCCUGACGGGGGAGGCCUGGGCCGUGGCCUAUCGGCACACGGACGUGCUGAUCUGCACUGGCCACAACUCCCGGCACCCCCCACCGCUCCCUGGCUCCGACGACGAGGCUGCUUCCGACUGCACCUGCCUGUGCCACAGCUUGGAGAACCUGACUCCAACCAGCCAGUCCUCCCUCAAGUCGCUCCUGUCCACCAGCUGAGUCGGGGGGGGCAGAGACACGCACCCCCAGAAUUCCCCUCCAUAGAGAGGGCAGCUGCAGAGAGACUGCUCCGGAGAAGAGCUGGGGGAACCCUGGAACUGCCUAGGGACCCAGAAAUGGGGGUUCAUGCCUCAAGUGUCUGCUACCCUCUGUAGCCUCCUACUGCACAGGGACCCAGAAAUGGGGGUUCAUGAUGUGCCCCAUGGUCUGCUGUCCCUCAGCCCCACAGCGAGACCCAUGUCUCAUGCUCCACUGCCCCCCCGAAACAGGGGACAUGACUCUCCGCCGCCGCGCCAGCCACCAGAGAUGCCAUCGAGGAGGGGAUGGGUGGCCUUGCCUGCUGCUCUCAGCUGGGCCUCACGGGUGGACCCCCGUGCCUGACGCUGUGGCUGCUCCUUCAUGCUGAUGCUGGUUUGGCCCCCUGAAAGAAGUGGCUGGCCCCAGGGUGAGGGAUGGGCUGGCCAGGAGUGGAGCCUCGGGGGGCAGGAUCCUGGCCAGAAGACUGGCUGGCUUGGGGGACCAGAUGCCCCCCCGGAGAUGAGAAGUGCAGCCCAGUGCCACGGGGCACAUAUGGGCACCAUGGGAAGUAUGGGGGGGGGGACUUGGGCAGCCACAGGGGAUCUGUGGGCAGGGAGGCGUAGUCCCCCCUGCAUGGGGUUCUGUGUCCCACGUGAGGUGCACUCCUCCAGCCCCACAGCGACAUGCUCCAACCCGGGAAGAGAGAUGGGAUGAGAAUGAGCUCGGAUUAAAUUAUUUUCCAUAUGGGA